CUCCUUUGUUUGGCUUCUUCAUUUCGACCAUGAUACUUUCCGCCUUCUAAGAACUCUCCGUAUAUAGCACAAGGUUAUUUUUUGCAACCUCAUCCAUCCGUCAUCACCCCACGACAAACCUUCAUCGUCCAAUCGUCAAGGCAUAAAAAGAGAGUGGCCACCUCGCCUACCUCCAUACUCUCUUCCUACCAGAUUACUAUAUCUGGUUACAGCGAGCUCCAUUAAACAAAUCACAAUGGACUUUCUCCCAGACUCCCUCCUCUCCCUAAUCCAACAACAUCCAACCUUCCAAACCCUCACCUCCACCCCCAUCGCCUCCCACCUCGCCUCCCUCCACACCACCUACCUAACCCCCUACAUCUCCCACUGCCGCUCCGCCUACCUCGACCCCUACCUCAUCCACCCGCUCGCCUCGCUCCUCACCUCCUCCAUGCCCAUGCCCGACCUCGUCUCCAUCUUCAUCCUCGCCCUCGUCCUCAUCAUCUCCCUCAAGAUCCUUGACUAUGCUCGCCGUCUCGUCAUGUUCUGGGUGAAUCUUGCCCUGAGGUUGCUGUGGUGGGCGCUUGUGCUGGGUGCUUUGUGGUAUGUGUAUUCGGUUGGGAUUGAGAAGACCGGGAGGGAUUUGGGGUGGCUUGUGGGUGUUGCGGGGGGGUUCGUGGAUGGGUUUAGGGAUGGGGUGGAGGGCGGGAGGGCUGUUACGGGGUCGUCUGGGGGUGUUGGG
Messenger RNA from Aspergillus costaricaensis CBS 115574, 721 nucleotides. RefSeq names its product Apq12 family protein. Lineage: Eukaryota; Fungi; Ascomycota; Eurotiomycetes; Eurotiales; Aspergillaceae. The record is from RefSeq and is a predicted model, not a curated record. The annotation marks the transcript as partial. The transcript has 2 exons.